Pelmatolapia mariae (spotted tilapia) is the source of this 1270-nucleotide messenger RNA. RefSeq names its product hippocalcin-like 1 (gene hpcal1). The record is from RefSeq and is a predicted model, not a curated record. NCBI's taxonomy places the organism in Eukaryota, Metazoa, Chordata, Actinopteri, Cichliformes, Cichlidae. Gene Ontology annotation, molecular function: calcium ion binding. The transcript is spliced from 4 exons. Bases 378 to 959 code for a protein of 193 amino acids.
GAGCUGGAAGCAGGACAUACUGAAUAGAAAUAAUAAUAAUAAUAAUAUUAGAAGACUAUCUUGGAAGAAUACUUACACGCUUUUUCAUAUCUUUUCUUUUGUCUGAAAAGUGUUUGGGUGACUCGAAUAUUUUCUCUCGCGUUGGAGUCGGUGGGAGGAGGUGUGAAGUUAAACUACUGCAAGUUAACGGUUAAGUUCGACUGCUGGUGACGCCUUACAGUGGGAAACGUGGGCUUCACACAUUUACUCUUUCAGCCGGAGGACCCAUAGAUACCUUCAGGAAAAAGGAGCAGAGGAAGCUGGAAAGUAAAAGCACAGGAAGUGGAGGAUAGGAAACACCAGCCCUGCUAUCGCCCUGCCUGCAAAGGUGCUUUGUCAUGGGGAAACAGAACAGCAAGCUGCGGCCCGAGGUCCUGAACGACCUGAGAGAAAACACAGAAUUCACUGACCAUGAGCUGCAGGAGUGGUAUCGCGGCUUCCUGAAGGACUGUCCCACCGGCCACCUGACUGUGGACGAGUUCAAGAAGAUCUACGCCAACUUCUUUCCCUACGGAGACGCCUCAAAGUUUGCCGAGCACGUCUUCCGCACUUUUGACACCAACGGCGAUGCUACAAUCGACUUCAGGGAGUUCAUCAUAGCCCUGAGUGUGACGUCUCGUGGCGGGCUGGAGCAGAAGCUACGAUGGGCCUUUAGCAUGUAUGACCUGGAUGGGAAUGGCUAUAUCAGCCGGGCAGAGAUGCUGGAGAUAGUUCAGGCAAUUUACAAGAUGGUGUCAUCAGUGAUGAAGAUGCCCGAGGAUGAAUCAACACCAGAGAAAAGGACAGAUAAGAUCUUUAGACAGAUGGAUAUUGACAAUGAUGGCAGAUUGUCUUUGGAGGAGUUCAUUAAAGGUGCCAAGAGCGACCCGUCCAUUGUCAGACUGCUGCAGUCGGAUCAGGGAGCCUCUCGUCAGUUCUGAGGACACAGUGAAAGUGAUUACACCCUGCAACUCAUGCACACCUACAUCCCUCCAGCUUUGUGCCGCUUGUUCUGGCUCGAUCUUCAUCACAGCCCCUCCUCCUUUCAAUUUAACACUCCAUGUCUUAAUGUUUACAUUAAUGUACACUUUUCUGGUCACUGUGGCUUUUUUCCUCUGUGGACAAUGAAGUGGAUUUUCAGUCAAGGCAUUUUUUUUUUGUGCAUUUCAAUACGUCUCGUUUCGAAUACCCGUUUGCUGUAAGUGCCAUAUCUUUUAUUUAUGCUUACAGGAUUAUAUGCUUUCAAGUAUUA